This is a messenger RNA of Aspergillus tubingensis, 1698 nucleotides long. Its product is annotated as acyl-CoA carboxylase subunit beta. NCBI's taxonomy places the organism in Eukaryota, Fungi, Ascomycota, Eurotiomycetes, Eurotiales, Aspergillaceae. Gene Ontology annotation, molecular function: propionyl-CoA carboxylase activity. Bases 1 to 1698 code for a protein of 565 amino acids. The transcript is spliced from 3 exons. The record is from RefSeq and is a predicted model, not a curated record.
AUGUCCGACAAAACCGACAAACCCCCCAAAGAGGACUCCCCCUCGCGCAACCAAGCCACCAAACGCCUCCGCCAACUCUCCGCACAGGUACUACCACCCGACUACUCCGACGUGCUCUCCCACAUCAACACUCUCCGCACACUAGCCACAACCCCAGACCCAUCUCGCAGAGGCUACAUCCGCCAAAAGCAAGCAGGGAAGCUAUGGGUUCGCGAACGUCUCGAACAACUUCUCGAUCCCGACAGCUUCCAAGAAAUCGGCUCGCUCUCGGGUACUGUAACAUGGGAGAAAACCGGGCCUAUGCGCGAGAAGCCCGUUGCCUUUACACCCAGUAACAAUGUCCAAGGUAUGGGGAAAUUGCGUGGUCGGAAAGUCCUACUGACUGCGGAUGAUUUCACUCUCCGGAGUGGUCAUGCGGAUGGUGCUUCGCAUGGGAAAACGCUCUAUCUGGAGAAGCUGGCGCUGGCUCUGAGGUUGCCUGUUGUUAAAUUGGUGGAUGGGAGUUCGGGGGGAGGUAGUGUUACUACGAUUCGUACGGCUGGGUGGAGUUAUUUGCCGUAUGUGUCGAUGUAUAGGCAUGUUGUGGAGCAGUUGAACCAGGGAAUUCCGAAUUUGGGGGCUGUGGUUGGGCCGGCUAUUGGAUUGGGAGCUGCACGAGUAGUAUCCUGUCAUUUCUCCGUUAUGGCGGCGGAUGUGGGAUCGCUCUUCAACGCAGGCCCGGAAGUAGUGAAGGGAGCCACGUUCGAGGAAGGACUGGACUUCCAGACUCUAGGUGGCCCGAUGAUACAUUGCACUAACGGGACCAUCGACAAUCUAGCCGCCAACGAAGCCGAGUGCUACGAGCAGCUGCGCACUGUAUUGAGCUACCUGCCCAACUCUGGACGGGAAGCACCACCGGUUAUUGCUGCUGAUGAUCCAGAAGACCGUGAGGAUGAGGCGCUGCGCCGGAUCAUCCCUCGACGGCAGACGCGCAUGUACAACCCGUGGACUAUUAUUACCAGCGUCGUGGACAAGGGGUCAUGGUUCGAGAUUGGUGCGCUCUGGGGUCGCACUGCUAUCGGGGGUCUGGCGCGCCUGGGAGGGCGACCGGUGGGCGUGAUAUCGCUCAAUUGCGAGGUAAAUGGGGGAGCUUUGGAUGCAGCAGGCAGUCAGAAACUUGCGCGUUUACUGAAGCUCUGUGAUGUGAUGAAUCUGCCUGUUUUGCAGUUCAUUGACGUUCCGGGGUAUGCCAUCGGCACCGUCGCAGAACGAACCGCGACUAUGCGCUGGGGUGUAGAACUAGGCAAGACAUAUUUCACCACGACGAUGCCCUUGUUCAAUGUCAUUACGCGACGAGCCUAUGGGGUGGCUGGAGGUCUUAUGCUUGGAGCGCGUGACCCGGUCAUGCAAGUGGCUUGGCCAUCCGGUCAAUGGGGGUCCUUGCCAUUGGAAGGUGGGAUUGAGGUCGCACAUCGUCACGAGCUGCGCGAAGCGGAGAAAUUAGGCCAGAAGGAAGCCCGGUAUAAAGAGCUGGAGGAGGAGUAUCGACGGUUGAUGAACCCAGUGCGGACGGCAAAUGCAUUUGGCGUUGAGGAGAUCAUCGACCCGAAGGAUACUCGGCGGGUGUGUUGCGCAUGGGCGCAACAUGUAUAUGAGGUUAUGAUACCGGAGAGACUGGCCGAUCGUGCAGCAGGGAAGAUUCAGCCUAUUUUUAUGUAG